AUGGCUCCAACAGGACAGUCGUGGGCGGUGACCACGGCGUGGCACGUCUGUGUGGCGAUUGGGGACCCCGGGGGCCGGCAGCAGGGACCGCGACAGUCGCCUGCUCUCGCCCGCAGGCUGCUGCAGAGCUGUCACGACGACAGUUUGAAUGUCGCGCUGCCCCUGAGGAUGCUUGAGGUGUUCUCGUCCGAGAGCACCUACUUGCCUGCUUUACAAGACGCGAGCUGUGUGGUGUCGGUCAUUGAGCAGAUUUUGCACUACGUGGUCCAGAACGGGUAUUACAGGUCUCUCUGUUUGUUGAUUAACAGACGCCGCCAGGCAGCUGCUCACCGGCGCCUCCCCCCCAGGCUCCUGUACAGCCUGGCCUUCAACGCCCGGUUCCUGCGGCACCUGUGGUCCCUGGUGUCCUCUAUGACCACGCGGAUGAUCACGGGUUGCCGUCGGCCUUCUCCGCUGGCCGUGGGGGUGCCGGGCGCCGCGGGGCCGCCUGACGCUCGCCCUCUGCAGGUCAUCACCAACCUGGUGAAGAUGCUCAAGGCCAGAGACACCCGGAGGAAUUUCUGCCCCCCGAACCACUGGCUGUCGGAGCAGGAGGACAUCCGAGCGGACAAGGUGCGCGGCCCUCGCCCGGCGGCUCCUGGCCUCCCGGCGGCAGCGGGCGCCUGGCAUCUGACCCCGCCCUGCCCUCUGACCGCCCCAGAGCCCGCCCUGAAGAAGCGCGUCCGCGUGCACCUGCUCAACGCCCACGGCCUGGACGAGGCGGGCAUCGACGGGGGCGGCGUCUUCCGUGAGUUCCUCAACGAACUGCUCAAGUCGGGCUUCAACCCCAACCAGGGGUUCUUCAAGACCACCCACGAAGGUCUGCUGUACCCCAACCCGGCUGCCCAGAUGCUUGUGGGGGACUCCUUCGCCAGACAUUACUACUUCCUGGGCAGGAUGCUCGGAAAGGCCCUGUACGAGAACAUGCUGGUGGAGCUGCCCUUCGCCGGCUUCUUCCUGUCCAAGCUGCUGGGCACCAGCGCCGACGUGGACAUCCACCACCUGGCCUCGCUGGACCCCGAGGUCUACAGGAACCUGCUCUUCCUCAAGAGCUACGAGGGCGACGUGGAGGAGCUGGGGCUCAACUUCACCGUGGUGAACAACGACCUGGGCGAGGCGCAGGUGGUGGAGCUGAAGGCGGGCGGGAAGGACAUCCCGGUGACCAGCGCCAACCGCAUCGCCUACAUCCACCUGGUGGCCGACUACCGGCUCAACCGGCAGAUCCGCGCGCACUGCCUGGCCUUCCGCCAGGGCCUGGCCAACGUGGUCAGCCUGGAGUGGCUGCGCAUGUUCGACCAGCAGGAGAUGCAGGUGUUGAUCUCCGGUGCGCAAGUGCCCAUCAGCCUGGAGGACCUGAAGUCCUUCACCAGCUACUCUGGUACGUGCCCCGCCCCCGCCCGGCGGCACUGGCCAGCCCCUCGCCCGAGGGGAGGACGCCGGGGCCCUCUGCUCCUGAGCCGUUGACCCCAGGAGAGCCUGGCCUUGCGGAAGGGGAGACGGGGGCGCCCCGCCGCCUCCGGGACCCCGGACUCCGGGGAGGGAAGCUGCGCCCUUCCGUAAAACAUGAUUUGUUCAUGCGUACAGAGCUGGGGUGCGGGUCAGGCUUGCGACAGGUGUGAGAACCCCCAUAGUCGACAGAGUGGGGAGCAGAACAGGCAGGGUCCACUGAAAGCCACUGCUGAGGGGCAGCGGCGAGACGGGGGUGGGGGUGUCACUCCCGGGCUGGGGGCGGAGUCGAGCAGCAGCUCAACA
Molecule: messenger RNA, 1791 nt
Organism: Condylura cristata (star-nosed mole)
Lineage: Eukaryota; Metazoa; Chordata; Mammalia; Eulipotyphla; Talpidae
Gene: UBE3C
Product: ubiquitin protein ligase E3C
Exons: 9
Coding region: 1-1503 (500 amino acids)
Biological process (GO): ubiquitin-dependent protein catabolic process; protein polyubiquitination
Molecular function (GO): ubiquitin protein ligase activity
Source: RefSeq, a predicted model, not a curated record